Messenger RNA from Sorghum bicolor (sorghum), 878 nucleotides. RefSeq lists its product as uncharacterized. NCBI's taxonomy places the organism in Eukaryota, Viridiplantae, Streptophyta, Magnoliopsida, Poales, Poaceae. The record is from RefSeq and is a predicted model, not a curated record. The transcript is spliced from 3 exons. Bases 142 to 591 code for a protein of 149 amino acids.
ACCCGAAGCUGCAGCGGCUUGGAAAUCUGAGAAGCGCAACAAGAGAAAGUUGGAGCUGGCUCGCAAGCUCCGUUCCUCUUCCGGUCUUUCUUUCCCCUCCGCUGCGACGGCGAGCCCAAGAAAAUUCUCCUCUAGGAGAGCAUGGAGGUCUCCGCUGGGCUCCGGCCGCCGCCCGUCGCUGCGGCAGCGUCGCUCCGAGGCCGUCGGUCCGCGUCGGUGCCGCCGCGCGCGGCUUCCCAUUCGGUGCGGUCCGUGUGCCGCCCGGUUAAGAUUAAAGCAAGUGCAAUUUAUGACCUCCAAAGAAGUAGAAGUAAUCUUGAAUCGUUAUUCUGUUACGACAAAUCUGUCCCAGAGGAGAAUAUUGGAAAACCAUCAGGUCUAAAUUUGGAAAAGAAGAAUGUUGGGAACAACCCUCCCUGCUCAAGUUGUGAAGCUAAAGGUGCUGUGCUGUGUGCAACAUGCGCUGGUUCAGGCUUGUACGUUGACUCAAUACUAGAGAGCCAAGGAAUUAUUGUGAAAGUCAGAUGCCUAGGUUGUGGAGGAACUGGGAACAUCAUGUGCACCAAAUGUGGAGGCCGUGGGCAUACAUGAAUGCUAAAGCUUGCACCUUGUUGCAAAUCAAAAGAGUUAACUCUAUGGAGAAUUUUCCUUGUGCUACAUGAUACGGUGCUGAGCUAGCUGCUGUAGCUACAUUGAAACAUGCUUUAGAAGCUACUGAACUAUCCUGUUUCGCCUUUUCUUCUUCCCCUGAUUUCAUGCUUAAAAGCACGAUGCAUCAAAGGAUUCGAUGUGAUGUUGUAAUCAUAAAGGUGUAAUGGUGGAAGAUACACUUCGUUUAUGGGAGAGAUGAGAUAUUAAAUUCAAGUGUGCUGUACUCC